Messenger RNA from Colletotrichum truncatum, 1278 nucleotides. RefSeq names its product zinc fyve domain containing protein. The record is from RefSeq and is a predicted model, not a curated record. Lineage: Eukaryota; Fungi; Ascomycota; Sordariomycetes; Glomerellales; Glomerellaceae.
AUGAGUGGCGCUGACAAGAGCCUGCUGGACCGCCUGAGCGCGUUAAAGGGCGGCAGCCCUGGCGUCUCAUUAGACCGAUCAUCAAAUGCCCUGAACAUUUCCCUUGCUGGCAUCGAGCCGGCCAAACCCCCAUCGCGUGAGGAUGCACUGGCCGCUCGACUUCGCUCAUUAAGAAAUACACCCGAGCGCGAGCUGCCACCUCCCAAGGUUCCAGCCCCGGAGGCACCGGCAUCUCAGCAGGCCAUUGCUGGCCGCGGAGAAACUGCAAGCUUAUCGCCGACAAUCCUCUCCCGUGGUACCCAUAACACGACACCGCCUCAGUCCCAAGUAACGCCGUUCAGCGCGCCGCUCUCGGGGUCGGUGGAUGACGUCGAUCCCCUCCUACAGACAGAUGACCAAACACUCGAAGAUCUUCUCAGUGACGAGGAUCACCCACUGGAUUCGGACCCGCAUCAAUGGAGCUUUGAUCCAAAGGCUGAGUCCGCCAAGGUGGCCGCUCUUCUAGAAGAACUCUCGAAAGCCUCACCCGGCCAGCAUGCCCCAUAUCAGCAGGGUACCACGGAAAAAGGCAAGGAACAAAAUUCCCGAGACACCAAUAAUAACGAGGAUGAUUCAGACGGUGAAGAGAUGACCCGAGAGGCGGAGACCUUACUCUCCCAGGCUCUCGAUGAGGCGAAACUCAACUCUCAGCCUCAUGAUGUGCCUGACCCGCCAGCCUUGUUGGGCAAAAGCCAAGGUACUACGAGCGAGACGAGUCCCAGGGAAACACGGGGAGAUCGACAAGAUGACGGCGAUCUAAGGCUCUCCCUUCCGUCGGUUCCUUCGACCAUCGCAGCUCCAAAGAAUAUUGAUGAUACUGACGACUUGCCUGGCCUGUCUCUGCCUUCUGUCCCAUCGGGCCAGCCAAAACAUGACGCUGGUUCGGAAUUUGACAACGAUAUUGCUGCGCGUAUGGCUGCCCUCAGCGGCCUCAGUGGUCAGUCCGACGAGGGUAUGGGCUUACCUUCCGUGCCCACCUUUCAGCCCGCCGAUCGGGCAGUCAAGCGGCUGACUUCCAAGACCGGCUACACUGAUGAGGAUGCCGAAACAUGGUGCACCGUCUGCCUGGAAGAUGCUACACUGCAGUGUUUGGGCUGUGAAGACGUUUAUUGCGUGCGCUGCUGGCAUGAGAUGCACGUUGGAUCUGCUGCUGCUUUUGACGAUCGUACCCACAAAGCAGUGCAGUUCGUCAAGCCCAAAAAGGAUAAACAAAAAAAAGUUGCCUUAGGAGCAUCAUGA